GAUGUGUUGCCACAGGAAAUAGGCAUAAUCAUAGCGGAAGUAGUUUAAGAUAUCUUCGAUCAUUUUGCUAGCCGUGCAGAGGCAAACUGAAGCGAUCUCUCUGAAUCAAAACUCAGACAUCACCGUCAGCGGUGCCGAAGCAUGGAUGGAUAGUGUUUGUUUAAUUGGAUUUACGGACGUGGUUCCUGUCAGAAGAUAAUCCAUCACACCUGUGAGCAUUUUGGACUGUCACUCGGGACUCUGAUACAUACAGACAUAGAAGAAACACAACAGUUUAGCCUCCAGUGAAGCUCCGGUCCCUCCACUUUUCCUGUAGCCACCAGCAUGGCUAACAGCACCACAACAGCUGUUAAGGCUUUGGGAGCUCCUGGCCCUGCUGGCAGAAGUAGUCCAGAGGGAUCUCAGGUGCUCAGUAAGAAGAAGCUGCAGGACCUAGUGAGAGAGAUUGACCCAAAUGAGCAGCUGGAUGAGGAUGUUGAGGAGAUGCUGCUACAAAUUGCAGAUGACUUUAUAGAGAGUGUAGUGACAGCAGCCUGUCAACUGGCGCGCCAUCGCAAAUCCAACACCUUGGAGGUGAAGGAUGUUCAGUUACAUCUUGAACGCCAGUGGAACAUGUGGAUUCCUGGUUAUGGCUCAGAUGAGAUCCGGCCGUUCAAGAAGGCUUGCACCACAGAGGCUCACAAACAGAGAAUGGCACUGAUCCGCAAGACAACCAAAAAAUAGCAAGACUGUACAUUAAUAUGCUGUACCCAGUCUGUAAUUUCUUUUUUUUGGAUUGUUUUUGUUUGUUUUUUCCUUCUCAACUGGGAUGUUUUGGGCUAAAGUGAAGAAAAAGAGGGUUUGUUUGUUUUUUUUUUUUCUUUUGACAUUAGUGUUUCAUCGUCAUGUCUCCCUAAUUUUUGAGUGUUUUGCCAGCACCAUCACAAAAUAAUGUAAUUGUUGUCUCUGCUUCUUUUUUGUUUCCAUUAAGCUAAGCCUGGCAGAACUCUUUAUUCAUUGCAUUUUUGUCAAUAAACAUUUACUGGAAUACUUCUUUUGGAUUGUGACCACUGCUGUAUCCAGUGUGCCUUUUGAUACUCUUAGAUGUCAAUGUUACUGAUUCAUCUGCCUCCUUAAAAUGAUAUUUGACGUUAUCUUGACAAUAAUAGAUCAUCAUUUAUGCUGAGUCUGUAAAAGAUUAUGGUUCCCCUGUUUACCUGCUCUACUCAUAUUGCUGGUGAUUAUAGUUGUUUUUAUUACAUAGAGGAUUUAUAAUACCAAAUUCCUAUACUGCAAAUAGUGGCCAUAAAUACAGUAAAUUCUUUACCUUUGUUGUUGACAUGUAUAUGUUAUUCUCUUACUGAAUGUAGUGUGUUUUAUUACAUUAACACAUUUAUUUCAAC
Messenger RNA from Lates calcarifer (barramundi perch), 1382 nucleotides. RefSeq names its product TAF12 RNA polymerase II, TATA box binding protein (TBP)-associated factor (gene taf12). Gene Ontology annotation, molecular function: protein heterodimerization activity; DNA binding; TBP-class protein binding. The transcript has 6 exons. Gene Ontology annotation, cellular component: SAGA complex; SLIK (SAGA-like) complex; transcription factor TFIID complex. The record is from RefSeq and is a predicted model, not a curated record. The coding region runs from base 325 to 723 and encodes 132 amino acids. Gene Ontology annotation, biological process: DNA-templated transcription initiation; RNA polymerase II preinitiation complex assembly. Lineage: Eukaryota; Metazoa; Chordata; Actinopteri; Centropomidae.